Rattus rattus (black rat) is the source of this 1563-nucleotide messenger RNA. RefSeq names its product keratin, type II cytoskeletal 72. Bases 1 to 1563 code for a protein of 520 amino acids. The transcript has 9 exons. Gene Ontology annotation, molecular function: structural constituent of skin epidermis. Gene Ontology annotation, cellular component: keratin filament. The record is from RefSeq and is a predicted model, not a curated record. Gene Ontology annotation, biological process: keratinization; intermediate filament organization. Lineage: Eukaryota; Metazoa; Chordata; Mammalia; Rodentia; Muridae.
AUGAGCCGCCAGUUGACCCUCUAUCCUGGUGCUGAGCGCCUGGGUUUCAGUGGUUGCUCGGCCGUCAUCUCAGGCCGGUUCAGUGGCAGCCACGCCUCGGUCCGGGCUGGGGUCAAGGGAGCAGCAUUUGGCAGCAGAAGCCUGUUUUGUGUCGGGGGCGGCCGGAGACUGGCAUUGAGCUCUGCGGGGCGGAGUGGCGGCUUCACUCUGGGUCACGGAGGGGCGAGCGGUGGGCGUCCCGGGGGCUUCGUGGGCACUGUCUUUGGCAGCGCGGGCUUGGGGCCCACGUGCCCAUCUGUGUGCCCGCCCGGUGGCAUCUCCCAGGUCGUCGUCAACAAGAGCCUUUUGGCCCCACUCAAUGUGGAGCUGGAUCCAGAGAUCCAGAAGGUGCGCGCCCAGGAGAGGGAGCAGAUCAAGGCUCUGAACAACAAGUUUGCCUCCUUCAUCGACAAGGUGCGCUUCCUGGAGCAGCAGAACCAGGUGCUGGAGACCAAGUGGGAGCUGCUGCAGCAGCUGGACCAGAACAACUCCAGGAGGAGCCUGGAGCCGGUACAUGAGAGUUACAUCAGCAACCUGCAGAAGCAGCUGGAGAUCCUGUCUGGGGACAGGGUGAGGCUGGACUCGGAGCUGAGGAACAUGAGGGAAGUGGUGGAGGACUGUAAGAAGAGGUACGAGGUGGAGAUUAACAGACGCACGGCUGCCGAGAAUGAGUUUGUGGUGCUGAAGAAGGAUGUGGAUGCUGCUUACAUGAACAAGGUGGAGCUCCAGGCCAAGGUGGACUCCAUGACAGAUGACAUCAAAUUCUUCAAGGUCCUCUUUGAAGGGGAGAUUGCUCAGAUGCAGUCCCACAUCAGCGACACGUCCGUCAUUCUGUCCAUGGACAAUAAUCGGCAGCUGGACCUGGACAGCAUCCUGGCCGAGGUUCGAGCCCAGUAUGAGGAGAUUGCGGUGAAGAGUAAGGCGGAGACAGAGAGCAUGUACCAGUGUAAGAUCCAGGAGCUGCAGGCCACUGCAGGCCAGCACGGGGAUGACCUCAAACUCACCAAGUCCGAGAUCACAGAGAUCAACAGGCUGAUCCAGAGAAUCCACUCAGAGAUAGGAAACGUGAAGAAACAGUGCUCCAACCUGGAGACGGCCAUUGCUGACGCUGAACAGAGAGGUGACUGUGCUCUCAAGGAUGCCCGGGCCAAGCUGGACCAGCUGGAGGGAGUCCUGCAGCAGUCCAAGGAAGAGCUGGCCCGCAUGCUGCGUGAGCACCAGGAGCUCAUGAACGUCAAGCUGGCCCUGGACAUGGAGAUCGCCACCUACAGGAAGCUGCUGGAGAGCGAGGAGAGCCGGAUGGCUGGUGAAUACCCAAGUUCUGUGAGCAUUUCUGUUGUUAGCAGUACCAAUGCAGGACCAGGAGGGGCUGGCUUCAGUGUGGGCUUUGGUGCCUCGAGCAACUACAACUACAGACCUCUGGCCCUGGAGGUGAAGACUAAGGGCAGCUGCGGCAGCGAGCUCAAGGAUCCCCCGGCCAAAACCUCAGCCAGCAGCUGUGCGAGCAAAAAGGCCUCCAGAUGA